AUAAUGAUCUAGUCUUUUCUUGUUUUGGAUUCUUAGGUUAGGUGGUGAGUUACUGAAUUUUCACAUGCAUGCAUAAAUUAAAUACAUAUACAAAAUAUGCAAAUUCCAACCACAAACAAGAAUUAAUUAUUGUGACAUGUAUCAGUAUAUAGUUCUUGUUUAAAUCUCUUAUGCCCUACCCCCCUUCAACUUAGUACAAUAUAAUUAACUAUAUGCUUCCCAGUUUCUUCACAUGCAAUGUUUUGUACUUAGUAGUUAGUACUUAGGACACGUUUUUGCAUUAUUAAUCUUCUUUCUUUUGAUGGUUAGUGGAAUCACUUUUAGUAUAGUACAAUUUAAGUGGAUUAGGUAUUUUUAAUCAAUUAAUACAUCAUCAUCAAUAGGUAGAUGCAGAUGCUUAUUAAUGCUUUGUGCACUGCACUCCUCAGCUUAAAGUAGUAAUAAUAAUUCACCCAAGAAGUGGUGAAAGAAACACAAACUAGAAAAAAAAGGACAAACAAAACCAAAAAUGAUGGUGCAAGUGGGAGAGUGUUACUAGAUUUUAUUUUUGGGUUUCUAAGUGAGUGUCCCAUUUUCCUUGUUUCCUUUCUUUGCCAUACAAAGCCAAGUCUUGAGUUAGUGGGUAAUUACUCACUAUUCCUGUUUUUCCGGUCUCGAAUUCAGUGCUGCUUCUUUUUUUCUCUCUUCACUGAGAAAUUUCAGUUUCUCUUUUUUAUGCUAUAUAUAUGAGGAGGUGGCCAUUCUUGCUGAAUCUCUUAUUGGGUCUCUUGCUUUUGCUUCAACCAUGUCCUUGUCUUGCUGCUUCUCCCAUUCUCCAUUGCCAUUAAAGAUUAAGCACUUGGGGAAGCCUAUUAAACCUUGUGGCACGGUUUGUAAGAGGCAACCUUUUACUGUCAUAAGCAAUGGUGUUGAGCUUUGUAACAAACGGAUUGUGAAAACUAGAGUCAAUUUAGUUGGAGAUUGGAGUUUCAUAAGAGGAUCCAGAGUUGUUGCCAAACCAAAUGCUACACGAUCGGUUCAUUAUCCGAAAAGCAGCCGAAUACAAGCUUCCUGGUUCGACGGAUCCCAACUAGUGAGCAGUGUAUUUACACUGGGAACAGUUGCAGUGCUCCCAUUUUACACACUAAUGGUUCUUGCUCCAAAAUCUGACCUAACUAAGCAGUGUAUGGAAAGUAACAUACCAUAUGUAGUGCUUGGCAUUCUAUAUGCAUAUUUGUUGUAUCUUUCAUGGACUCCAGAGACAGUAAAAUUGAUUUUUGCAAGUAAAUACUUGCUGCCAGAGCUCUCUAGUAUAGGGAAGAUGUUCUCUAGUGAAUUGACUUUAGCCUCUGCAUGGAUUCACUUACUGGUUGUUGAUCUCUUUGCUGCAAG
This is a messenger RNA of Arachis ipaensis, 1371 nucleotides long. The record is from RefSeq and is a predicted model, not a curated record. Lineage: Eukaryota; Viridiplantae; Streptophyta; Magnoliopsida; Fabales; Fabaceae.